GGCCGCCAGGAUUGUCCAGGGACGUUCGGGGGGCGUGGCUUCAUGUCGUACAGGGCGUGGUUUCAGGAGAGUAAAAGCUGCCCUUCCUGCCAUGUGCUGACUGCAUUGACUGAUCCCAGGCAGACAGCACCAUGUCCCAGGUACCGGCCCGGGGGCCAUGAGCUGGGCAGGGAGGCCUGGCUGGGAGUGAUGGGGGCCAUGAGCUGGGCAGGGAGGUCUGGCUGGGAGUGAUGGGGUUAUUGGUAUUGGGGGGAGUGAUGGGGUUAUUGGUAUGGGGGAGUGAUGGGGGUUAUUGGUAUGGGAGACCUGGCUGGGAGUGGUGGGUGUUAUUGGUAUUGGGGGGAGACCUGGCUGGGAGUGGUGGGUGUUAUUGGUAUUGGGGGAGACCUGGCUGGGAGUGGUGGGUGUUGUGGUAUUGGGGGAGACCUGGCUGGGAGUGGUGGGUGUUAUUGGUAUUGGGGGAGACCUGGCUGGGAGUGAUGGGGGUUGUGGUGUUAUUGGGGGAGGCCUGGCUGGGAGUGAUGGGGGUUAUUGGUAUUGGGGGGGAGACCUGGCUGGGAGUGAUGGGUGUUAUUGGUAUUGGGGGGGAGACCUGGCUGGGAGUGAUGGGGGUUAUUGGUAUUGGGGGGGGAGGCCUGGCUGGGAGUGGUGAGGUUGUUGGUAUAGAAGUAGGCCUGAUUGCCAGUACCGUGGGUUUAACAUGCUCUAUAGUGUUUGCAGUGUUUUAAUAUCUUGUACAUGGUGUGAUUCUUCCAAACAGCAGAAGGUAUCUUCAUUCUCAAAAUGUAUCCCCUUGCUACAAUCUGUCACCUGACUUCGCUGCUUAACCCCUGGCUCACUGUGCCGCAGUGGCACCGCCGCUUAUCCCCUGGCUCACUGUGCCGCAGUGGCACCGCCGCUUAUCCCCUGGCUCACUGUGCCGCAGUGGCACCGCCGCUUAUCCCCUGGCUCACUGUGCCGCAGUGGCACCGCCGCUUAUCCCCUGGCUCACUGUGCCGCAGUGGCACCGCCGCUUAUCCCCUGGCUCACUGUGCCGCAGUGGCACCGCCGCUUAACCCCUGGCUCACUGUGCCGCAGUGGCACCGCCGCUUAUCCCCUGGCUCACUGUGCCGCAGUGGCACCGCCGCUUAACCCCUGGCUCACUGUGCCGCAGUGGCACCGCCGCCUAACCCCUGGCUCACUGUGCCGCAGUGGCUCACUGUGCCGCAGUGGCUCUGCCGCUAACCCCUGGCUCACUGUGCCGCAGUGGCUCUGCCGCCUAACCCCUGGCUCACUGUGCCGCAGUGGCUCUGCCGCCUAACCCCUGGCUCACUGUGCCGCAGUGGCUCUGCCGUGGCUCACCCCUGGCUCACUGUGCCGCACCGCCUGGCUCACUGUGCCGCAGUGGCCUCCCCUGGCUCACUGUGCCGCAGUGGCACCGCCGCUUACCCCUGGCUCACUGUGCCGCAGUGGCACCGCCGCUUAUCCCCUGGCUCACUGUGCCGCAGUGGCACCGCCGCUAACCCCUGGCUCACUGUGCCGCAGUGGCUCUGCCGCCUAACCCCUGGCUCACUGUGCCGCAGUGGCUCUGCCGCUUAACCCCUGGCUCACUGUGCCGCAGUGGCUCUGCCGCUUAACCCCUGGCUCACUGUGCGCAGUGGCUCUGCCGCUUAACCCCUGGCUCACUGUGCCGCAGUGGCUCUGCCGCCUAACCCCUGGCUCACUGUGCCGCAGUGGCUCUGCCGCCUAACCCCUGGCUCACUGUGCCGCAGUGGCACCGCCGCCUAACCCCUGGCUCACUGUGCCUCAGUGGCUCUGCCGCCUAACCCCUGGCUCACUGUGCCGCAGUGGCUCUGCCGCCUAACCCCUGGCUCACUGUGCCGCAGUGGCUCUGCCGCUUAGAUUCCUUCACCGCUGUGUUUUCCUUUUUGCACACUGAUACUGGGAGGAGGCUCUGUAGACUGUAUUAUUGGUCAGUUCUCUGUCCCCACUGUGGUACCCCCACCCUGGGGCAAUGUAGGCAUUUUAUUACAAGUCUAUUUGUUGGGAAGGUUGAACCAUUAUGGUGUGAUUUUGUUUUAUCGGCAGGCAUCCCACCUGGCUGUCACGUUGAACUUUUAAAAUUAUUAAAGUGCUGAUUUAUAUCUAAUUUUGGUUCGUUUAUGAAAUGAGACAAAGGGGGACAUGCGGUUAAUACCUAAAGCAAUUCAGUAAUCUUAAGUGUCCUUGUAAAAAAUGCUAUUGACACUCCACUGCCAAAAAUGAUCACUGCUUCAUAUAUCUCUCUAUCUCACACACCACCACCACCACCACGCGCUGCUGGAUUCUCUAACCGUGCAAUCUCUGUUCUCUCUGCAGGCUGAGUUUGACCAAGCUGCCAGCGAUGUUAAGAAGUUGAAGAGCACGCCUUGUGACAGCGACAUGUUGGCGUUAUACGGCCUGUACAAGCAGGGAACUUGUGGAGACGUUAACACCGGUAGCUAUAGCAGGGCCACACCUUUCUAGAAAUGUGUGGGUGUGUUUUUUUUGUUUUGUUUUGUUUUGUUUUUUAGACUUGUCUGGGUUUUUUUUGUUGUUUUUCCCCUCCAAUUUAGAAUCAUUGUUUACUGUAUGCGAGACUGGUUAAUGCCACCUGCUGCAUUGGAACAUGGCUGUCUUCAUCCGGUUAUUAUACAAGUGAUUUAAAAUGGAUUCAUUAUGAACCAAUAAUACUCUGCUUUCUGUUCUUUCUUCUCCAGAGAGACCGGGAAUGUUUGACUUGAAAGGAAAAGCAAAGUGGGACGCUUGGGCAGCAAAGAAAGGUAUGGACUGCGGUGGUACCUCUCUCCCUCCCAGUGGGGACCGCGGCGGUACCUCUGCCCCUCCCAGUACUAGGCGUUUGGGUGUAAGUUUGCCAGAUAGCCAGCUCGACUAACUGUACCUCUGGGGGGGUGACUCGUCCUUAUAUCACUCAGGCUCUGUUUCCCUGGGCUUACUGGGGCUCUUGGUUUAAGAAUCCGUGACGCCCUGGGUACUUUGCAGUUUGCCCACUAUAAGGACCUUAACAUGCGCAUUUUUUUUUUUUUCCACAGGAGUCUCCAAUGCCGACGCGAUGGUGCAAUACAUUAAACUGGUUGAGGAAUUCAAAGGAAAAUAUGGAUUUUGAUAAAACUGCUUUUCUGGCUGAUACACCGGCUUAAAAUGUGCUCCGCCUUGAGCGCAGUCUGUAAUACUGUAACCCUGCAAUCAUUAGACCACCGUGGCUGUUUUUUAAUUAAAUCUUGUAACUAACCAUUUCUUGUUUUUGGGUGAUUUAUUGUAUGAGAAACUGCUCUGUACGCAGGCUGCGUCCGGGUCUAUUGAGUAAUGACGACAG
Pelobates cultripes (western spadefoot toad) is the source of this 3334-nucleotide messenger RNA. The record is from the annotation of a GenBank genome assembly. Lineage: Eukaryota; Metazoa; Chordata; Amphibia; Anura; Pelobatidae.